This is a messenger RNA of Morone saxatilis (striped sea-bass), 1316 nucleotides long. Its product is annotated as apoptosis-associated speck-like protein containing a CARD. Gene Ontology annotation, biological process: regulation of apoptotic process; innate immune response; inflammatory response. Lineage: Eukaryota; Metazoa; Chordata; Actinopteri; Moronidae. The transcript is spliced from 4 exons. The coding region runs from base 159 to 764 and encodes 201 amino acids. The record is from RefSeq and is a predicted model, not a curated record.
UCGUAAUUUCGACAUUUUACAGAGGCAUUGAAUUCAUCCUUCCUAUAAGAGGUGAACUUUGUAACUCAUACAGCGAGGUGAAGGAGGGAAAUAAGACUAUAAUCAAAUUCAGUUCAAACAAUUUAGUGAUCUGUCAGCAGCUUAAGAAAAAAGAGAAAAUGCCCCCCAAAACUAUCCGGACGGCUCUGGCAGACAUGCUGGAGGACUUGUCAAAGGAGGACUUUGCGAAGUUCCGCCACCAGCUGCUGGACCGCAGAGAGGAGCCGCGGGUCAGACGCAACAGGGUGGAGGGGAAAAGCUACUUGGACAUCGUGGACGUCCUGGUUGCAACGUUUACUGAGCCUGGAGCUCUCGAAGUGGCUGUGGAGAUACUGACACAGAUUGACUGCAACCAGGCGGCACGGGCACUCGGUGAAGAGACAGCUGAAUAUUUGCCCAAACCUGGUCCCAGUGACCCUGCAGGACCCUCGGCUGGAGGAGCUGGUGUCAGCAAUAUGGCAGAUGGCGGGCACUUUGUGGAUAAACAUCAAGUCGAGCUGAUCAAGAGAGUGAGCAACAUUUCACCAAUUCUGGACGAGCUCCUCUACAGGAAAGUCAUCUCGGCGGAGAUUUAUGAUACAAUCAGGGCUGUGCGUACCACUCAGGAUAAGAUGAGGGAGCUCUUCUCUGGUCCCCUGAAAGCCAGCACAGCCUGCAAAGAUGUCCUCUACAAAGUCCUUGAGGAAAAUGAGCCAUAUCUCAUUGAUGACCUCAAGAAGAAGUAAAUGUUAUGAAAUCCAUAUCGAGACCAAACAUACAGUCUACCUGAACACAACAUGUUUUAAUACAGCUAAUACUUUGGGGGGUUUUUUUCUAAUUUUUUUUUUUGAUUAUUGGAUUUCGUUUAUCAGAGAUUCGUCAACUCUUAAAUUUGUUUAAAUGAGUAUGGUGUGUGGUGCCUUCGCUGCCCUGAUCUGUGAGGCUCAUGUAAUUGUUUAAUUUUUUUAAAACCAGAUUUAUCAGACAAUCCUGUAAGAAGUGAAUGAUCUCACCAAACAUGUAAUGUUUUUAUCCAACAAAUAACAAAUGGAAUGAGAGCCUGUUUUUAACCUUAUUGUCUUAUGUAAACUAAAACAGAAGUAUCCAAAUGAUCAUCCAUCAUGUUUGCAUGUAAAGUAGGUUAAAACUUUAAUUCAUGCCAAAAAUGCUAAAAUAUGUUUGUGAUUGUUUUAUGACUUUUAUUCUGUCCAAGAAAAAUAUACAUUUAUUUUUGGGGGUCUUUCAAAGAUGUUUUCUAUUUUGAAAUUUCUAAUAAAAUCUUUUGUGUGGUUCUUACA